Encephalitozoon cuniculi GB-M1 is the source of this 1278-nucleotide messenger RNA. RefSeq lists its product as uncharacterized. NCBI's taxonomy places the organism in Eukaryota, Fungi, Microsporidia, Unikaryonidae. Gene Ontology annotation, molecular function: ATP binding; ATP hydrolysis activity. The transcript has a single exon. The coding region runs from base 1 to 1278 and encodes 425 amino acids. The record is from RefSeq and is marked provisional.
AUGGACAGUAGCUUUUACGACCUGCAGGGAACUCUUGAGAAGAAAGGAAUUCCCGAGUUUCCGUCUCUCCUGCCGCACGAGCUCAGAGACCCAGAGAUGGCCCACUGCAUAGAAAAGUUAUAUGGAAACGUGAUCUGUGAGGUCUCCAGAAACAACGAGCUGAUUCCGAUUCUCUCUUCUGUAACUGCAUUGCCUGCUAAGGUUGAUCUGAAAGAGGUGGAGCGGGCCUUAGCGGGAUACAGGCCAGUAAAGGGAGAUUUCUUCAAGGCUGACCACAGUCUGCACUCCCGGCAGCCAGAAAGGGACGAGUGUCCGGGCUUUGUGACGGGGAGCGGAAACAAGAUCGUUAAAAAGGAGCAGAGAGACAAAAAUGAAGUAGACAAGGAGUGCAAUGUAGAAAGCUACAUAGUUGACAGGGUCCGAAAUGAAAUUCUUGAGAAGGCUGUGGAUGUUGGAUGGGACGAUAUAAUCGGCCUGAGGGAUGUCAAGAAGACAAUCAACGAGAUUGUCCUUUGGCCGAUGCUGCGCCCAGACUUGUUUACAGGGCUCCGGGGUCCUCCCAGAGGCCUUCUCCUGUUCGGUCCUCCUGGAACAGGAAAGACCAUGAUAGGAAAGUGCAUUGCAAGCCAGUGCAAGGCAACAUUCUUCUCGAUAAGCGCAUCGUCCCUAACGUCGAAGUGGGUUGGAGAGGGAGAGAAGAUGGUCAGGGCUCUGUUCCACCUUGCAAGGUCAAUGCAGCCUUCUGUUGUGUUUAUUGACGAAGUCGACUCGCUUCUAUCCCAGAGGAGCGACAACGAAAACGAAGGGAGCAGAAGGAUCAAGACGGAGUUUCUGGUCCAGUUUGAUGGGGCUGCAACAUCCAGCGGCGACAGGAUUCUGGUUAUCGGUGCAACAAACAGACCCCACGAGAUCGAUGAGGCGGCACGGCGCAGGCUGGUAAAAAGAAUCUAUGUUCCCUUGCCAGAGCAUCUGGGUAGGAGGCAGAUGGUGGAGCAUCUGAUCAAGGAAUACAGAAACACACUUGGGCAUGCAGACAUGGAUGAGGUGGCCAGAAUGACAGAAGGAUACUCUGGAUCCGACAUUUUUAAUCUGUGCAGAGAAGCAUCUCUGGAGCCUCUGAGAGAGAUCGACGACAUCAAGGACUUCAGAAGCGAAGACACAAGGCCGAUUUCUCUCGAGGACUUCAGAAAAGCCACGAGGCAGAUAAAGAAGAGUGUUUCCGAGAGGGAUCUUGAGAUCUAUUCAGACUGGAACUCGAAGUUUGGGUCUGUAUCCUAG